AUGUAAUAUCCCAUUUUUUAUAAUAGAGGAUCCAAUGGAGAUACUGUUUUCUUAACUAUUGACGAGAUGGAUGGAGUAUCAGCAAUCGGUGGUUAUAGUUCCGAUUCCUCUUUAGUAGCACAAUCUAGCCUUCCAAAUCCAAUACUUUUAGUAGUAAAUGGAUAAGGAACAGUACAAUGGAUCAAGACUUUUGAUGAUUAUUUUGACUCGGUGACAUCUUUGGAUAUUUCUUCUUCUGGAGAUAAAGUUUAUUUUGCUUUGGAUACCAAUAACGCUUAAAAUUUGAUAAUUAGUAGCGUCUCAAUUACAGAUGGGAGUUCGCUUUCAGCCUACUAGUUUGGUGCAAGAGGUAUAGUUAAGCCAGAUAGUAUAAUAGCCACAUCAAAUAAUGUAUACGUGGCUCUGUAGUAUAAUAGUAAAUAUGCUUUUAUGAAAUAUUCUCAAUCAUCUCCUUCAUCAACUUAAUUCUAUAAGUACCUUGGAAAUGAUGGCAGCUAUGCUGGAGGAGUGUAUCUUUACAAAGACAUUUAUUUUACCUACGGAUAUGUUAAAAAGUCUUCAUCUGUAGUUAUCAUUCUGAUAAUAUUAUUUUAGGCAUUUGCAACCAUCAUUUCCUUUGAAGAUGAUAAUUACAAAUAAGAUUUUGUUUACAGUUAAAGUUCAACACCUUAUUAUGGAAUUGACAAAUUGAAAAUUGAUGAAGACGACGACAAGUAUUAUGCUUGGACUUGUGGAGCGAAGAGUGAUAAUACGGAUGUGAUGAUUAAUAGAAUUAAUCUAGAUAACAAUAAAAAUUUUCAAACUGGAACAUUUUACUCAGCUACAAGAUGUGUUUAAAUACAUAUGAGAAGCGACUCUAAGGUUUAUUUUCUUUUCUAUAAACAAUCAAUGAUUCUUACGGGUUACAUAGACAUUACUAAAAAUGAUGAUAAUAAAAUUGAUUACUUAAGACUUACCUCAAUUGAUUCAGAUUCGAACAAUGUUCUUUAUCAUGGACAGUAUCAUGUAUGCCCUUUCAUUUAUUCAAUUUUUAAGGCUUCUGGAAAUUUCUACUUCGUUGGAUCUGUAAGAACCUUAACUUCAUAUAGUGGAUCUGGACUUACAGGAAGAGAUAUAGGCAUUUAUUUUCUUACCAAUACACUUCUAAGUUAAAUCAAGAUACCAUAUGAAACUUCUGAUUCUCCAGCUUAAUUAUAUACUUAUGUUAAUAGUGGCAGUUGUGGUAAUUGUGGUAUAAAUAAAAACUAGCUAUAAUCAGAUAUUCAAUCUGAAACAGUAUGGAUAAGCAGUUAUCCUUUAACAGCAUCCUCAAAAACGAAUACACUACAACAAAUAGAUUCUGCAAAUCCAACUUAUACUAUAACAUCAGAUCUUCAAGACAGAACUUAUACUGUUGGUAGUGAUACUGAAAAAUACUCUGUUGAUGAUUUUUCCAUUAAUGGUGCUAGUUCAUGCUCAGAUAAAAGUUUCACCUAUGAAAUAAUCACAGGAUAUCCUUCUUUCGUCUCUCCUUCCUCUUCAUCCAACAAGGAAAUAGAAGUAUCUACAUCUUCGGAAACAGACAUAGGUGAAUAUACUAUCUAAGUAAAAGUAACAAUAAACAAUGGAUAGACAUUUACUGGUUCAUUUAAAUUGACUAUAAAAUCAAAAUGUUCGUCUGUAUCUAUCACAAAAUCAUCUAUUUCUGCUUAAACCUACUAUGUAUCUCAGCCCUAUCUUUCCAUCCAGUUUUCUUCAUUUUCUCUGAGCCCUAGCAACUCAGGUUGUACAAUAACAUAUACACUUUCAUUAAGUGAUGGAUAGGCUUAUGAUAGUUCAUUUAUCAGAACUUUCUCUACAACAAAUAGGACUAUUAUUGUUUACACUUAAGAUAUAUCUAAGGCUUCAUAUACGGCAUACUCUUUAAAACUAACUGGAUCACUCACAAAUUACCCUGCAGAAAAGGAUUCAAUAACAUUUAGUCUAACUAUAAAAAGCUGUUUCUGGGACACUCUAUCAAUUAGUCCUAGUAUAACUUAAAAGACUCAUUAUGCUAAGCAAAGCACAACAGUUACAAGUAAUUUGGCGACUAUCACAGUGUCUCAAAGUUUUUCAGGGUUAUGCCCUACACCCACAUACUCUUUAAUGAAGAUUAAUUCAUCUAAUACUGAAGUUGCAGCAGACAUGAUCUUUUCCUUAAGUGCCAAUGUUUUAACCUUGAUAACAACAGAUAAUACUAUGAUUGGUGAAUACACUUUGAAAGUUUAUGCAAAAACUAUUUGGGAGACAACCACCUAUAAGGAAGCCUAUAAUACAUUUACUGUUACCAUAUUAGACUAUUGUGAUAAUAGUGCAUAAAUUACUGCAUGGAAACCAGGAGAAUAGACCUAUUAUAUUUCUUCAAAUUUGAAAACAAUCUAAUUCGAUAUCUGGACAAGCACAUUGGCUGUAAGUGAUUGUCCAAUAACAUAUUCAUCAUCUAUUCCUACUGCAAUUUAAUCAGUUGUGACAUUUAGUCCAACCGAUAGAUAAUUUACUAUAGCAUAAACUAACAACAUGAUACUUUUGGGUACAUAUUCAGUUUCUAUAACUGGCUAUUUAACUUCAAUUAACUCAUACACAGUUAGCUUCGACAUAAUAUUUAAAAACCCUUGUGAAAAAGCCACGAUAAAUAUAGGAGCAACUUAAAUUGCUGAUUAAACCUACGACUUGAAUUCGAUUCAAAGUCCUAAUCCAUACACAUUUGAUGAGUUUUAUAGUUCAAUUACAUUACCAUCCAUAUUAGCAUACUGUGGAACCUUAACAUACAAAUUCAAAGAUGCAUCUGGAUCUGAUUUGGACUCCACUAUCUUUACUGCAUCUAGUGCCUCAAGAUCUGUGACAAUUUUUACAUCUGAUGAGAGCAAACUAGCAAAUUCUCCUUAUACAGUGACAGUAAAGGGUUAUUAUAGCAAUUUCUAUUAUCCUUCCGCUUCAUUUACUUUCAAGGUGAAUCUGCAAAAAAACUGUUUCUAUUAAAGUGCCACUCUUCCUGCUGCUCAAUCUUAAACUUACAUGCUAACAGAUUCCUAGAAAACUAUCAAUCCUGGCUUAUUUUCACUUUUAUUCACCACUGGAUGCCCAUUAGUAUACACUUACACUUGCUAAUUAUAAAUAGAUAAUAGUCCUUGUCUAACACCAAAUCCAUUUAUUACUAGUUUUGAAUCUUCAACAGGAAUAUUUAAGGUAUAUUCCACAAGUGCAACUACAGGAGUUUAUUUGAUUAAGAUAAAGGGAUCUGUAGUUAGUACAUAGGAUUCUGGAACUUAUACUUCUUCAGAAUUAAUAAUAACGUUAACAAUCAGUCCUCUUAGUUGUUUAUUAGAACCUCCAACUACAUUAAUUGAUCCUAUUAAGGUUUACAGUUUAGGAACAACAUUAGAUAUACCUUAUAAUGAAUUCAUAGUAUCAGUGGGAACUUGUAACACAUAGUACACAUUAUAUUAAGAUUCUUGCACUUCUGGAACAUAAUUGACAGCAGGAAGUGGUGCAACUCUUGAGACAGUAGUGUCUCUAGACACUACCAAUAAAAAAAUUAUAGUACGAACAUCAGAUUAAGCAUUAGCAGGGAAGGAAUUUGUUAUUUGUUUAAUAGGUAAAGAUUUAAGUACUAUAUCUGAAGCGACAUAAACUUUUACUUUGAGAAUAUCUUGUUGCCAAGUUACGGCACUUACUCCUAGUUCAUUAGAUACAUCUACCUCAUCACUGACAAGCUAGACUUAUUUCAUUAAUUAAGGAACUAUGGAUAUACCUUUUCAUGCAUUCACAGAAGCAACAACUACAGGAACAACUUGUGGCUUUACUAUUACUUAUUAGCUUUCAGUAGUAGGGUACUCUUCAAUACCAUCAUUUAUAUCGUUAACAUCAAGCACGAAUCCAUUAAGUUUAACAGUGACUUCUAACUAAAAAUAAGAUGUACUAAAGUCUCCUUAUACUGUAUUAAUUACUUCAUCAGUGAACAAUCCUGGAGUAGCUACUCCUAUUACAGGUCAACUCUCGAUUCCAUUAGUGAUAACAUAAUAGAAUCUUGCAGCACCAAAAUUUAUCCCAAGUCUUUAAGAUAUAUCUUUAAAAGUAGAGGACACAACUGAUCUAGUAUUUGCAGAUCCCAUUGAUACAGAUGGAGAUGGGUUUACUGUAAGUACACCUAAAUUUGGAUAAGCGUCUUUUGUAUCUGGUAGCUAUCCUAACUUUAUUUUACAACCAAAAUUCUCAGAUCUAGGAGAAUACAAGGUACAAGUGACAGUUACAGAUGACAAUAUAAAUUCUUUGUCUGCUACUUAUUCUUUUAUAAUAAAAGUAUCCAAAUCAGCUUCAGAAAAUAAUAAUUCAACUAAUGCCACAUCUAAUGAUACUACAGGAACUGGGACUAGCCUAAAUAGUGGAACAUCUUAAACUAUUUCAAUAAAACAAGCUGUAAUAAAAGACAAAAAGUCAACAAAAUUAACAGCAGAAAUAAAGGAGAUUUCAAUAAAAGGAUUAAUUACUGUCACUUUUAAUUCUGAUGUGAUUGUACCAACAAAUUACACAAAUUUCGAUUCUAAAGUUAUGCUUAUUCAAGUCAGAGAUGAAGAAGGUAAAACUGACAAAAGUAUUAAUUAUACUUGGAAUUUAACUUGUCAAGAAAGAUGUUUCGAAAUAAUUGAGAUCAGAUAGUAUGGCUAUAUCUAAUUAUAUAAUAUAGGUGCUACUGCUGCACUAGCCGAAAAUGGAGGCUCUGGAGUUAGCGCAUUAAGUUCUUUUAUGUACGGUUCACUUGCACUAAAUGUUAUUAUGUAUCUAUUAUAUUCGAUAAUAACUUUGCUUAGGGCCGCUUCUUUAUCAAUGCUUUGGGGAAUGGUUAAUGUUCUCUAGUUAAUUAUUAACAUGCCUUUGAUGAAUGUGAGUUUUCCAAUGAAUGCAGUAUUUUUCUAUAAUUUGCUGAUGGAUAUGGCUAAUUUUGAUUUACUCCCUUCAAAAGAAAUAGAGUCUGGUGUAUUCGAGUUUGAAGAUUCAACGACCCCACCUUAAUUUUAAAUGAUGGAUAUCUUUUUAACAUUAAUCUAUUAGAUUAGACAUUUUAACUAAAAAUACGCUAUGAAACAAGCAAUGUUAUACAAAAUUUAGGAAGCAUGUUUAUCUACAUGGUUUGCAUCAUUACUAGCUAUUAUGUUGGUUUGCUUAAGCAUAACUUUCCCAUUUCUAAUAAUGGUCUUGCUUAUUCCAAAUUAAAAUCAGCUUCAAGAUAAAAAGUACUCAGACACUUAUGGGGCACUCUACGCUGAUAUUAGAACAAACUCAAAACUCCCCCUUUUUUUCAAUGUCAUUUAUGUUGGUAGAAGAAUUAUAUUUGCUGGAGUAGCAAUUAUCGGUCAAAAUCAUCCGUUUUUUUAAAUUCAAGCCUUAAUAUUCCAUUGCCUUUUUAUAAUUAUGUUCUUGAUAAUAGUAAAACCAUUCUAAAAGUCUUUAAAUAAUUACCUUGAGAUAUUAAAUGAAAUAUGCAUUUUAGGAGCAUCAUAUCACCUCUUAGUACUUACUGAUUACACUCCAGAUGAUGAUAUAUAAUAUAUGGCUGGAUGGUCACUUAUUGGAAUAACAGUUUUUAACAUGCUAAUCAAUAUAUUUGUGAUGGUUACUCUUUCAUUAGCUGGUUUGAUAAUGACAAUUAAAGAAUUAAAGGAAAAAUGUAAGGAAUUCAUAAAAAAGAAAAAGGCAAGCAAGUAUUCUUAAGAUAGUAAAGGAAUUGAUAACUUGGACUAACAAUAUCAGGAAAAUGAUUAAUACAUGGUUGGAUUACUUGAAAACUCCUAAAGUAUAAAUAUAAAUAUGACAAAUAUUACUGAAGGAAAUUCUAUAUAUAUUUCUCAAAGCAUUAAUAACUCUAAGCCUUUGAAAAAGGAUUAAAUUUCAAAGAGAAGAUUUAAUAAAAAACCGUAAUUAGUGAAUAGAGAAUCAUUAAAUGAAUUGGAAAACACAAAUGAUGAUCUAAUAGGAAAAUUAGCUCCCAGAGAUAAUCAUCCCAAAUAGAAAGGAAGAUCAAGAAGAAUUAGUUCCUUUAAAAUUGAUUAAGAUCAGUAUAACUUCAAUAAUGGAAUAGAUUCAUUCAAGCUUGAGGAAAUAUCAGAAAAUGAUGGGAUUCGAUAAGAAUAAGAUGAAAUUGCUAAAGAGAUGCUCAAGCUUUACAAACAAAAAUAAGAAAGUUUGAUGAGUUAAUACAAUUAACUAAAUUAGGAAAUUAGUUCAGAAUAAUUAUAUGAUUCAACUUAAAACAAUAGAAGAAAAAGCAAAAAUAUUACUGUAAGAGAAAUUGAAAAGAUAGAUUCUCAAGACAGAUAAAUUCAUGAUGAUUUGAUCAUGAAUAUAAAUUUCAACAAUGUAAACUAUGAAACUCCAUCGACAAGCUAGUCAAUUACUAAACUACGGAAGAAAUCUUUUAUCAAUGAUAGAAAAGCUUCUAGCAGUAGUAUUACAGGAACAUUUAACUCUAAAACUUCCAGAUUUAAUAAUAAAAAUAAGAACUCAAAAGUAGGUGAAAAGAAAGAUAAAAUAAUGGAUGAUAUUAUAGUUGAAAGUCUAGAUUUAGAGUAAAAUCAAGAUAUAAUGACUUUGAAGGAGAUGAAAUAUCAAAGAAAUGAUCAUUUACUUAGUUAGUAUAACGAUGAAAAACAUGAAAAUGAUGUUACUUCCUCUCUUGAGGUUCAUAUAGGGUAGAUGCAUUAGAUGAUGAAAACAAAUCCUUAGGAUUAAGGGAAAUAAGAUGGUGAUUAAAAGCUCUUUAAAAAGAGCAAACGAAGAAUCAGAAUGAAAACUACAUUGUGA
This is a messenger RNA of Stylonychia lemnae, 6816 nucleotides long. NCBI's taxonomy places the organism in Eukaryota, Ciliophora, Spirotrichea, Sporadotrichida, Oxytrichidae. The record is from the annotation of a GenBank genome assembly.